This is a messenger RNA of Arabis nemorensis, 642 nucleotides long. NCBI's taxonomy places the organism in Eukaryota, Viridiplantae, Streptophyta, Magnoliopsida, Brassicales, Brassicaceae. The record is from the annotation of a GenBank genome assembly.
AUGUUACUGGCAGUAGAAGGAGGGGGUUUCUUCUCAGCGUCCGCGUCUGGGUAUAGUAAGGGAUUGACCCUUCUUUUCUCUGGUGAUAAGGACGGAGAUAGGCCCAUGAGAGUUGUGCCGUGGAAUCAGUACCAGGUGGUUGACCAAGAGGCUGACCCUGUUCUUCAGCUGGAUUCCGUUAAGAGCCGAGUUUCCCGCGGUUGCGCUUCCUUCAGUUGUUUUCGUGGCGCUUCCGCUGGACUUGAGACCCCACCAUGUCCUCUUAAAGUAGAACCUGUGCAGCAGCAUCGUGAAAUAUCAUCAUCAACAGAGUCUGUUGUUGUUUCUGAAAAGGGCAAAGACCACAUAAGUAGUGAAGCUGAUAACAGCAGCAAAGAAGCUUUCAAACUCUCAUUGAGGAGUAGCUUGAAGAGGCCGUCUGUCGUGGAAUCACGGUCACUUGAGGAUAUAAAAGAACACGAGACAUUGAGCGUGGAUGGUAGCGAUCUCAUUGGUGACAUGGGAAGGCGGACAGUGCAGUGGCCAGAUGCUUGUGGUAGUGAACUCACUCAAGUUAGAGAAUUUGAGCCGAGUGAGAUGGGAUUAUCAGAUGAAGAAUGGGAGACGGGACGAGAAAGGACAUGUUCGUGUGUGAUCAUGUAG